Messenger RNA from Danaus plexippus (monarch butterfly), 529 nucleotides. RefSeq lists its product as uncharacterized. The coding region runs from base 98 to 478 and encodes 126 amino acids. Lineage: Eukaryota; Metazoa; Arthropoda; Insecta; Lepidoptera; Nymphalidae. The transcript is spliced from 4 exons. The record is from RefSeq and is a predicted model, not a curated record.
AUGCCUGCACGGGUCAAUUGAGUUAAUUCCACUGAUAAGACUUUUCUAUAUAAAUUAAAAGUUAGAUUUAUUUACAUGUUAUGAACGAGAAAUAAAGAUGUCUCUUAAAACUAUAUGUCUUCUCUUCGUAUUAACCGUGGCUGCCAAUGGGCACCCGCACCCAUCCUACGACCCCUAUUUUAAUGAAGGUCAUGGAGGUUUUGGCCACGGUGGAGGUAGUUCUGGUCAAGGCUUUGGUCAUGGUGGACAAGGUCAGAGUGAGUUUGGUCAUGGAGGCUUCUCUGGACCUAGUGGCGGAGGAUCCAGUUCAGGAGGCUUCGGUCAUGGAGGUCAAGGUCAGGGUGGAUUCGAUCAGGGAGGCCCCUCUGGACAUAGCGGCGGUGGACCUGGUCAAGGAAGCUCUGGAAGCCAUGGUGGCUACGGAAAUGGUGGCUUCCACGACGGACACCACGGCGGCUACAAAGAUCGUGGAUAUUAAAAAAAGCUUAUUUGAUAUUACAUGAAUAGAAAAUAAAAUAUUAUUAAAUAA